Messenger RNA from Episyrphus balteatus (marmalade hoverfly), 3460 nucleotides. Its product is annotated as nidogen-like. The coding region runs from base 246 to 3455 and encodes 1069 amino acids. The record is from RefSeq and is a predicted model, not a curated record. Gene Ontology annotation, biological process: cell-matrix adhesion. Gene Ontology annotation, molecular function: calcium ion binding. The transcript is spliced from 10 exons. NCBI's taxonomy places the organism in Eukaryota, Metazoa, Arthropoda, Insecta, Diptera, Syrphidae.
UUAAUAAAAUCAGUUGACGAGAAGUCGCAUUAGCGUUCGCAUAUAGUAUGUCUUUUCGGGCCUCUUAUACAAUACAAUACAUAUAUUAAUCAUUUGGUUCUCUUUUUUCUUUAGUGUCUUAUCUCAAUACCAAACGGAAAAAAGUAGCAUGAACAAAUUAUAUUCUGAUUUUACAUUUUAAAAUCCAUUAAGUUUGAGUGGAAAUAAGACUCAUUUGAAUGGCCAUUGACAGAUAAGAUAACAAAAUGAAUAGCAAAUUUAUAAAGUUAUUAUGCAUGGUGAUUGUGCUAGAAAUUUCGACCAAUGUCCAUGCUCAAUAUUCAAAUUCGAUUUUAAAUCAGCUUUAUAAGCAUACAGAUGAACCUAUACAGAUCCUUGAGCAUGGAGAUAGUGAAUACAGUUUUAUGGAUUUAGAAAUGGAUACUCCUAUCAGGUUUUAUAGUAAAACAUACAGUCGACUUUAUAUAAAUACAAAUGGAAUUUUAACAUUUACCAAAGAAUUCCCCGAAUAUCUCAAUCAAAAAUUUCCAGGGAAAAUUCCAUCCGUUGCACCAUUUUUUGCAAACGUCGAUACAUCAGCUCAAAAUGGCUCAACCAUCAUCAGUCUCUUCAAAUCAGAUAAUCGUAAGAAAUUACAAACGGCAAAUGAACUUGUUAGCAUAAUAGUUGCCGAUAAUGCGUUUGAAGCCACAACCUUAUAUGUGGCCACUUGGGAGAAUGUUGGAUAUUAUGCUAAUCAAACAGAUAAGUUGAAUACUUUCCAGGCUGUAAUAAUUUGCAACUCGAAUGAAACAUAUGUUCAGUUUAUUUACCCGAAAGGAGGCAUCAAUUGGAUGCAAGCUGAUUCUCUGGGAUUUGGCGAACUUGAUUUUCCAGCACAAGUGGGUUUUGUCUCGGAUGAUGGAACACACUUCAUGAUCGAUGGAUCUGGAAAAAAAAAUGUUUUGCAUAUCAGUUAUAUGUCUAAUAUUGGAAUCGAUGGUGUUUUUUUAUACCGUGUUGGUCUGCUUGAUAAUGAUUCAAAUAUUUCCGAUGAAGAUAUUCAAAAAACUAUCAAUGAUAUUGCUCCCCAAAUGUCUUGUGCCGAAGGUGGUAGUGAAAAAUGUCAUUCUAGGGCUGCUUGCGAUGACAUAUCAAAUGAUUUUUGUUGCAAAUGUUACAAAGGAUACUACGGAAACGGGCUUUCAUGCAUCAAAACAUCACUUCCUAUUCGUGUUUCUGGAUUGCUAAGUGGCGAAAUUAACAAUCAGCCUAUUGACAAACCAACGAACAUUAAAUCUAUCAUAGAUUUGAAAAAUGGUCUUAGUACAACUUCUAUCAAUUCGAUCAGUGACGAAUUGGGAUCCCAGUUAAAGUUGGCUCUGCCAGUUUUUAGUUCUAUUGGCUGGCUGUUUGCAAAACCAUUAUCCCCCAAAAUUAUGAAUGGCUAUCAAUUGACCGGUGGUAAUCUCGACAUUAGCUCUGAAUUGAUUUUCGAGUCUGGUGAAAUACUGUAUAUCAAUCAAAACUAUGAAUUCAGAAAUCAUCAGCAGACAAUUAAAAUUGAAAUAAACGGACACGUACCCCAGGUUAAGUUUGACGAGCAUAUUAAAAUUCCUGGUUUCAUCGAAGAACUGAAAUUCACAUCCCCUUAUUCAAUUUAUUCAACUAAAGACCAUCACAUUGAGAUUCCAUCAAAGAACAAAACUAUCAAAUUUCAGUUAAACCAAAAUAUAGUAUAUGAUGAGUCAUUGCACUCAUGCAACAACAACUCCACUGAUCUAACCGAAAAAAUUUCUUUCUUAAAAGUUUCUAAUAUCUCCUAUGGCUUGGAAAGUGGAAAGCAUAAACAUUCCCUUAAUACCAAAAUUGGUGAUGAUGCUUCUCUCAAUCCUUGUACCAGUGGUUUAGCAAAGUGCUGGGAGCUUAGUAAAUGUGUCCCAAAUGAGGAAUCAUAUGAAUGCACUUGUUAUAUUGGAUGGAUGGUGAAUAUGACCAAAGAUGGUGGAGAGUGCGUUGAUAUUGACGAGUGUAAAACCUACCCAAAUGCGUGUGCUCAUGAUAAACAUAGUUAUUGUGAAAAUAUUCGUGGUGGCUAUACAUGUUUAUGCAACGAAGGCUACGAAAAUUACGGAGCUGGCUGCUACGGAGACAAUAUUUAUGAAAUUUAUGAGGACGAUAUAAAAUCUUCUACAAAAGAAAAUACUUAUGAAUACGAUGAAUGUAGAAAAGAUGGCAAUGAAUGUGAAUGCGCAGUUCGAACUUCUACAGGCAAAAUAUGGGAGGAAGAUUGUUAUUAUAAUCCAAAAUUAUGUGGCGAUCAUGCUUCUUGCAUACGAUCUAGAAGUGAUCCAGGUUUAUUUGAAUGCUUAUGCAAUUCUGGUUUCUAUGGCGAUGGAAAGCUUUGUAAAAAGGAGCAUUGUCAAAUAAAACCAUCUAUGUGUGAUACAAAUGCUAAUUGUCGGCCGUUUAAUGGUAGUUUUACCUGUGUUUGUAAUCCUGAAUAUCGUGGAAAUGGAACUUUAUGCCGAUUGCGCCGAGACUAUGGGGCUACUGAGUUUUUAGCUUGCAUUCGGCGUGAUGGCUUCAAAAUCGUACGCGUAAAUUUGGAUGGAAAACAAGUUAUUUCUACGGUUGCUAAAUAUGCCACUGAAUUUGGAUUUGGCAUAGAUUGCGUUGAAAGACGCGUCUACUACUCAGUACAUCGCAAAAUCAAGAGCACAAAUUUUGACGGCACAGAUAGUCGUGAUUUUAUAACUGAGGAAAUCCAUACGCCAUUCGAAAUUGCAAUUGAUUCUGUAUCUAGACGUAUAUAUUGGAGUGACGAUUAUAAAAAGAGAAUAGAGGUCGCUAGCUUAGACAAUCCGGAGAUGAGAACUGUAUUGCUAAAUGUGGAUAUUCCACCUACAUAUAUUGCCGUCGACCCAAUUAGAGGAAAACUUUAUUGGAUAACUGGUCGCCAACAGUUACUCAGUUUUAAAGUAGAACCAUCAAGAAUAGAAAUGUCUGAUUUGGACGGCACCGAUCGUGAGAUUCUUUUCGAUUUUCCUGAGGAAUCUUCAACCAGUUCGUUGGUCUUACUUCCAAAAAGUGGAGAGCUAUGCUUUCUCAAUUAUGAUGAUUAUGAUGGUUCACAAAUACAAUGCAUAAAAACGAAUUCGAAGGAGAUACGAACUGUUGCGAUGAAUUUGUCAAACAUAGAUGCACUAACUGCCACAGAUGAAAGUUUCUAUUGGACUGAUCAGUAUUCGAUGACGCUUGAACGUCUCGAUUUUCAUGGCACCCGUCAUCCAGGUACACCUUUUAUAGAACAUAUGAAAAGCUCAGUUCUUUUUAUUAAAGAUGUCGAUUACAAUUGUCUUCAAGGAUUUAAUCCAUGCCAAAUAAAUAAUGGUGGAUGUCCAUUGGGGAGUAUUUGUUUGCCAAACCGAAACUCAUCAUCUAAGAAAAGUUGUAAAGAAUUAAAGAAUUUUUAAUUAAA